This is a messenger RNA of Mauremys mutica (yellowpond turtle), 2726 nucleotides long. Its product is annotated as apoptosis-inducing factor 3-like. The coding region runs from base 999 to 2591 and encodes 530 amino acids. NCBI's taxonomy places the organism in Eukaryota, Metazoa, Chordata, Testudines, Geoemydidae. Gene Ontology annotation, cellular component: cytoplasm. The record is from RefSeq and is a predicted model, not a curated record. The transcript has 20 exons. Gene Ontology annotation, molecular function: flavin adenine dinucleotide binding; 2 iron, 2 sulfur cluster binding; oxidoreductase activity, acting on NAD(P)H.
UUGAGAGCCGCAACCCAGAUGUGCGUUAGCUGCAGGAGACAGGGACAGACUUGUCUCUCUUGAGAAGUGAAUGCCUCAGUUCCACACACCAGGUGCAAUACAGGAGGCUGCAAUUUCUCGGUUCUGGUGAGAAAAAGCACUUCUGGGCUCAUUGCGUCCUUCAGAGGAUCCUCCUCAUCUACCUGCUGACUUUCUGUGGGACCUUCACAACAAGGCUGCAUCCUUGGACCCCUUCUCUACUUUAUCUCCCUCUACACCUUAAGCCCAUCUGCAAACAGAUUCAGCUACCACAUCUAUGCUGACAGCUACCUCUCUACUCCCAAGCUGUCUCCUUCUAUUCAAACUAAAAUCUCCGCCUGUCUCGCUGACUGCUCCUUGCAGAUGUCUAGCCCUCAUCUCAAUCUCAAUUUGGCUAAACCAGAGUUCCUAAUCUUUCCCCCCGCCCCAGCUUUUCAAGCAGUCACCACUACCUCCUUGUUUGAUCACUGUGGACAACUGGGAAGCUAAAGUUCUAAGUCCAUAUUCACCUGCUUCUCCCAGACUUUUGGAAUCUUCCUUGAAUGCUCUGUAGUCCACCUGCUCCCUACCAUCCAUGCACUCCAGAUCUGGUUGCUCCCUUUCCUCCUUACAGCAGCCAGAAGGCGAGGAUAUGGCAUACCACUCUAAGUUCUGCAGGAAGGCAUCCUGAUUUUUGCAGCAAACUGGAAAUGCAUCAGAAGUCUAAAAUAUGUAGAAAAACAAAGAUGCAUUUCAUAAGACAAUUAAUGCUGUUAUACAGUAGAUCAUGCAAUUAAAAUUAAUUUUCUGGAUAUUUUUCUACGAACGUCCCACCACCACAGAAUUUCCAGUUUGCUAAAGGCCUGAGGGGGCCUUGUGACAAAUUUUAGUUUCCAUGUGCCACAGAAUUCAGUGGGCUGUGACGCAAACUACAUGGAGCCCUCAUCGUACCCCCCUGCAAGCAACGGACCAGCCAGCUGCUGAGACGGGCGCCCACAAGCAUGGACACUGAAGACAGCGUCACAGAGCAGGUCUGCCAGGAGUCAGACAUCCAGGAUGGCGAGCUGCGGGAGGUGGAGGUUGCAGGCCACAAGGUGUUGCUGGUGAGGAAUAAGACGGAGUUCAGUGCUGUGGGGAGCAAGUGCACACACGCAGGAGCCUCUCUCAGCAAAGGAGUCUUGGCGGGUAACAGACUGCGCUGUCCCUGGCAUGGUGCCUGCUUCAAUAUCAGAACUGGAGACAUUGAGGAGUACCCAACUCUGGACUGUCUUCCCUGCUUCAAGGUGCGAGUGGAAGACGGGAAGGUACUUAUUACUGCAAAAAAAAAGGACCUUGAAAGUGACCGAAAGCUGAAGACCAUGAGUGAGCGAUGCAGGAGCAAUGAGAACACAAUGCUGCUCCUGGGUGGAGGUGCAGCUGCACUGGUCUGUGCAGAAACACUUCGGCAGGAAGGCUUUACAGGCAGGAUCAUCAUGGUAACCAAAGAAAAGCAUGUCCCGUAUGACAGGACCCAACUAAGCAAGGCGAUGGAUAAGACGCUAGAAAGCAUUUACCUGAGGCAGCAGGACUUCUUUGAGGCUCAUGGCAUCGACGUUUGGACUGACAAAGAGGUGGUGUCUGUGGACACGCAGGGGCAGAAAGCCCACUUCCAGGAUGGGGCCUUCCAGCGGUACGACCAGCUCCUCAUUGCAACAGGCAGCAGCCCCAGGCAGCUCCAGUGCCCCGGCUCAGACCUGGAGAACGUGUGUUCCCUGCAAACCCCCGAGGAUGCUAACAGGAUUCUUCACCUAGCAACUGGCAAGAGGGUGGUGAUUCUAGGCGCUUCCUUCAUUGGGAUGGAGGUUGCUGCCUUCCUUUCAGACAAGGCUAGUGCCAUCUGCGUGGUGGAAAGAGAGGAGUUCCCCUUCCAGGCAGUGCUGGGGCCUCAGGUCGGAGGUAUUGCCAUGAAGAUGCUGCAGAAUAAAAGAGUGAAAUUCUACAUGAAGGCUGAAAUCUCUGAGCUGCGAGGAGAGAACAGAAAGGUUACAGAGGCUGUUUUGGCCAGUGGAGAGAAGCUACCUGCAGAUGUGGUGGUGGUGGGAAUAGGUGUCACCUCCAACUCAGGUUUCCUGAAGGACACUUCAAUUGCUAUGGACCGUGGAGGCGCCAUCCUGGUGGAUUUGUUCAUGCAAACCAACGUCCCAAGAGUCUUUGCUGCUGGAGAUGUGACUUCAUUUCCAGUCACCCUGUUCGGUGAAACAACUGCCACCAUCCGUCACUGGCAGAUAGCACAGGCUCAUGGUCACAUUGCUGCUUUAAACAUGCUGAGGAAGCAGAAGGCCUUGCACACUGUUCCUUUCUUCUGGACCUCCCUGCUUGGAAAAAGCAUCCGCUAUGCAGGCUAUGGGAAAGGAUACACUGAGACUGUUGUGAAGGGAAAUCUGGAGCAGCUGAAGUUCUUGGUCUUUUACAUCAAGGAUGAUUAUGUGAUUGCAGCUGCCAGCCUGAACUUUGACCCCAUGGUCUCCCUGGUAGCCGAAGUCAUGUACUCUGGCAGACAAAUCUCAAAAGCAGAGGCCCAGUCCUCUGAUACAACCUGGAUGAAGCAAGCCUAAUGCGAGACUGCCUGGGGGCUCAGUAACACCCCCGCAGGCGUAAUCAUUUCCCAUACCCCUGUCCUCCCACUCAGGAGAAAUAAAAACCAGCAUGAAAUGGAGCAGGAGCUCUGCUUGUCAUGUCUGCAAUCACAA